UAUGGCGACGUGAUGGCAAAAGAGAGAUUUGCAAAUACCUUGCCAUUUUGCGGUGUCAGAGAUGGCCACGAUGCUCUGGUUGUUGCCGUUCAUUCAUUUUUGAUAGAAGCUGGAUAUAAAUGUAUUGGAAUUGGGGAACAGGUCUCAGAGUCUGUUGGAAACAUUUCCACAGAUGGUUUACCUCAAGGCUGGAAUAAUUCGCCAGACUUUUAUGCCAUACAGUACAAACAACCCAGUUCAUACCAACGGAAAUUCCUUCUUAAAGUUUUACGUCUGGAUACUAGACUGGCCUUUUUCCUACUGGAUGUGGAAAAAGAAGACAGCUAUGAUCUAACCAUUGAUACCACUGAUUACGUCACUACAGACAAUGAAAAACUGUUACAAAACCUCUAUGACUAUCCACAAGUUAUAAAGAAAUUUGAUCAACUUGAGCAAGUUUUCAAAUCAGACAUCGCAAGUAAAUUGAAUGCAAAGAAAGAGAAAAAACCAGAACCCAAGUCCACCCAAAAUGAACCAACUAGCUCAACCUCAAGACCUGUUGUUUAUCCUGAUGACCCCUUAAGAAUACCACCGAGAAUUCCGCAAGGGUCAAGAGGAAGGGAUCCUUUAAUGUUUGAUCCACGAGGUUUUGGAGAUCCAGACCUUUUGCCUGGGCAUCCAGGAACUGGUGGAAUGUUCAUGGAUCCAUUUCAUCAGCGCAACAGGAGGCCUGAAGGUGACUUUGGUCAUCCAGGAUUGCCAAGAGGAGCAGUUCCUCCAGGGGCAAGAUUUGAUCCAUUUGGACCACCUCAUCCAGAUGGGGGCAUUGGAGGCAACCCUCGAUCUGGUAGAUAUGGCGAACCUGGCCCAGAUCACUUACGACCUCCUGGCUUUGAAGACGACAUGUUUAUGUGAAUAACACACAUUGUGUGCCACUGUGCAAGUAUCAAAACAACAACACAAGCUUUAUUCAAAAUUUAUUAAAAUCUUUUAUAGCUAAGAUACAUUGUAUUCCAGACUUAGAAGCACAGGAUUUAUGAAACAUUUUGGCAAUUAGUAAAGCCAGGUUUGUAUGAACCUGAUUUCUAAAAUGAGGAAAUAAUUUAGCUCAAUUCUAAACAUGGUCUGGUAAGUUCAAUCUGUAAGAACAGUUUGUUUGGUAUUAUCACAAAAUAGGUAUUAUCACCAAUUGCCAAAGCAUUACCAUAAUUGUGUUUCAUCUAGAUAACACUAAAAUUAUCUUUGAGAAAUCCUUUUUAAACUAGCAAAGUUUUCUCAUCUUUAAACUUGGUACUUUGUUAAACCCUAACUACCAUAUUAUGUUACACAUGGUUAGAAAUAAAUCUUUCGAAGUCUA
Dendronephthya gigantea is the source of this 1336-nucleotide messenger RNA. Its product is annotated as proteasome inhibitor PI31 subunit-like. NCBI's taxonomy places the organism in Eukaryota, Metazoa, Cnidaria, Anthozoa, Malacalcyonacea, Nephtheidae. Gene Ontology annotation, molecular function: endopeptidase inhibitor activity; proteasome binding. The record is from RefSeq and is a predicted model, not a curated record. Gene Ontology annotation, biological process: proteasome-mediated ubiquitin-dependent protein catabolic process. Bases 13 to 894 code for a protein of 293 amino acids. The transcript has 9 exons.